AGAUGCGAAAAAGUUGCAUCAUUUUGGUCCUCCUCUCAUUGUCAGUUGCAAACACCUUUGCAUACUGUCCAACUCCCACCAUACAUUUCAAAUCUCUCCGGAGUUCCCUAGGAAAGCUCACGAAGCAGGAGAGCAUGUCCAGACCAUCGAAGCUUGUCUUGAGGAUGCAAGACAAGCUCGAUAUGUUCGUGAAGGAGCACAACAAACUGCACCUCGAGUCUCGGCUGAAAUAUCUCGAGCAGCAAGCUAUUGACGAUCUCAUUCUUGCAGUAGCGAAGUACGAGAAUCCCGUGUUCACGACCGCGUUGAUUGCGGGGGACGACGUCAUCUUGCACAUCUUGCACAAGUCUGGUCUGCUUCCGAAAGUGAAGAUUGUCUUCAUCGACACGUUGCAUCUCUUUCCUGAGACGCUCGAAUUUCUUGAGAAGGUUGAGAAGUUUUACGGAUUCAAGGCUGUGAUCUACAAGGCCGAAGGAUGCGAAACCCGCGAGGAGUUUGAUGAGAAGUACGGGGACGAUAUCUUCAUUGAAGACAUCGAGACCUACGACAAGGUAGCGAAGGUCGAGCCUCUCCUUCGGGCUCUGCGAGAGAGUAAGACCAAACUCUGGAUCAACGGGCGGAGACGAGAUCAAGGCUUCGAACGAGCAGCGCUCGAGGUCUGGGAGAAGGAGAAGAUGAACCCAAUCGCUUUCUGGACCUUUGAGGACUGCUGGAAAUACAUCGAGCAACACAAGGUCCCCUACCAUCCCCUCCAUGAUGAUGGCUACCCUUCCUUAGGAGACAUGCACAGCACACUGCGCGUGGAGAAGGAGAAGUGGUUCUUGUACGGAAUGGAACGGGCUGGAAGGUUUCAGAAUAUGCAGAAUCCCGAUGGAUCGGACAAGACAGAGUGCGGGAUUCACACAGUCAGGUGAGACGACUGGUUUUUGAAUUGCCAGCUAUCGGCCGCUGCUCGAUUCCUUGACUUAAUCGGUCGCAGUUCACCUCUCACAAAAUGAUUUCUUCGUGUCGAAAUUUGGACGUUUGGAUACAAUAUUCUUGUUGUUUCUCCUUAAAUCACUUACAAGC
Guillardia theta CCMP2712 is the source of this 1068-nucleotide messenger RNA. RefSeq lists its product as hypothetical. Gene Ontology annotation, molecular function: phosphoadenylyl-sulfate reductase (thioredoxin) activity. The annotation marks the transcript as partial. Lineage: Eukaryota; Cryptophyceae; Pyrenomonadales; Geminigeraceae. The record is from RefSeq and is a predicted model, not a curated record. Gene Ontology annotation, cellular component: cytoplasm. The transcript has 13 exons.